AUGUCGGUGCUGGAGUGUCUUAAGUGGCACAAUUUUGCUUCGAGUCAGCAGGGGAUUCUGACUACGGACGGCAAAUCUGGCGUCCCAUGCUUUUCUGGACAGGUCACGAAGCUGGCCGAGUACCAGUUCAGGGUCCGAGUCCGUCAGUCCAUGGAGAAAACCUUGACUGAGGACGAUCUCCGGAAGAGGGGGCCGUUGGGGGUCAGAUUGAUCGAUGGUUUGAAGGGUCCAGCUUUACAAGUUGCUCGAGGGUUGCCAAUUGACAAGCUUUCUGAAGAAGGGGGUCCAUCUUUCCUUUUGAAGAGUUUGCAAUCUGCUUUCCAACCACGGGUGAAACAAGAAGCAAGGGAUCUUUACCAAGUAGGAGCACAGAAUGGAGGCAUGUUGUCUAGGCAGAGCGGUGAAAGCAUGGUGUCUUACGUCUUGCGCAGACGUACCUGGCAUGACAUGAUGACAGGUUUGGAUGCAGGUUUGACGCUGCCAGAUGGAAUUCUGGCAGAACAACUCCUGUCCAACUCAGGUUUGUCUUCGGAUCACCAACUGCUUAUCCGAACUGCUCUUCAAGGUGAUUUGACAUUCACAAAGGUGUCGGAAGAACUCAUUGCCCAGCACAGUCGUCUACAUGAGCGUGAGCACAAGGGCAAGGGCAACCACUUCCGACAAUCUCUGUUCUCAAAAGGGGGCAAAAGUUUUGGCAAGAAGUCCGGAUCUUGGAAGUCCUAUCACGUGGAGGACGACGCUUCUGAAAGUUGGGAGAAUGCAUCACAAAGUCUUGGUGAAUAUGAAGACUAUGACAUGGGCAGUGCAUACUACACCGCUGAAGAGGCCAGCGUGAAUGAGGCGUACGAAGUUUCUGAGUAUGACAUGGCCUCUGACUCCUUCCAAGCUUUUGAGUCCUAUGCGGCGAUGGUUGAAGUUGGAUUGGAUGAGCAAGAUCAGGAGUCGCUGGAUUUGGCGGCAGAAGUGAUUCAGUCUGAGUCUGAGGCGUACUUCAUGAGGCAGAAGGCAAUGUGCAGUGGUCACAAGGGCUUCUCAGGACAAGGACCACGCAAUUUCCAAGUUCAUGGCAGUUUGAGUUUGGAAGAGAAGAAGGCGAAGUUGCAAGCGGUGAAAAGCCGUACUAUGUGCAAGAGAUGCUGGCAGUAUGGUCAUUGGCAAGAUGAUCCUGUUUGCCCAAAAGGAGGUGGAAAGAAAGGAGCUGGCAAAUCAAAGACCUUCUCAUCGGCAUCUACGACGGCGAGCACUCAGGGCAAGGGCAAGAACUUCAAAGGCCAGACAAAGCCUGGUGAGAAGAACCGCACGGUUUACUUCACCAUCAAUGAGUACGAGGGCCAUGGUGCUGCCGAUGGAACUUCCUAUAUGACUCAGAAGGAGAACUACCAGGCAGUGCCACCACCGAGCUCUUUGGAUCCUCCUCAGCCUGCAGAGGAGACCGCUGAUGCGGCACUGGACCGCCUGAUUGCAGAGGCGGCCUUCCGCCAACACAUGAGUGCUCCGGUCUUCUUCGACCCGGCUGAGAUUGCAGAUCAACCACAUGUUCAGGAGCCACCACAGCCUCAGCGACAUGACUCUGCUGAGCGGCAUCGACAUUUAGAUCUUUUCCUACAGACAGCCAGCCGUGACCAUCCUGAUUGGGAAGAUGCCAACCGUGAGAGAUGGAAUGAGUUUGUGCCUGGUCACCCUCUUUUCAGUGCAGAGGAUCAGCAGAACAUCGCAAGGUGGCAAGAGAAGGCUCGUCUGGGUUUGCCAAGGAUUCCUGAUCAAGAUUGUGGAGUGAUCUUGGAGAAGACAGCACGCGUGCCCACGGAGAAGAUGCAGACAGAACACAGAGGUUCUUGUGAACACAAGGACAAGGACUUCAGUGGAACAACAUCCACAACCUGGCAGUGGACAUGCCGAUCUUGCGGCCACAUUGAGAAAGGCAGCAAGCGACCCGGACAAACCGGGAGACAAGCCAGCAGUGCACAGUCUGCUGCAUCGGGUCUGAACCUUCAGGCCACCCCAUCAGGAAAAGUACGUGUUGAUGGAGGACCACGACAGGUCAUGGAACUCAUGCAGACGGUUUUGGAACUUCAAGAAGAUUUGCAGGUGGACAUUGGAGGUGAUCAACUUGACAGGAUCUAUCAACGCUGUCGUCAGUUUGUCUACUCGACAGCCACCAGAGCGGUUGAAGCGAAUCCGGGUGCCCAGGGGUACCCGGUUAACGCGCCCGCUGCUGCCUCGACUGUGGGUACGGGGCACCCUGCCGAAGGUGAGACGCGGCAGGAGAGUCCCUCCACGGCAGCCACUGGUGAUGGAACCUUGUUGAGUUCAGGCAUACACCAAGGGAAGACGUAUGCUUGGGUAUAUCAAAAUGAGACAGCCUACACAAAGAUGCUCAUCUCCAAGAACCAGAACGACCGACUUCGAGAUCCCCACUUGAUCUCGUAUGCACUGUAUGCUGAGGACCGGAAGCGACGUGGGGGAACCAACACUGCCUUCAUGUCACAGCUUUUGGAGGAGACUGAGGAAGAAGAUUACAUGUUGGCCGUUUUGGACACGGGUUGCAACAAUACCUGCCAUGGAGACAAAUGGAUGGAGAAAUAUCAGCGUCUCAUUGGCCGAGAAUUGGAGGCAGAGCCAGCAGAUGGACGCUUCAAGGGCGUUGGAGGAAAAGUUGAAGUUGCUUGCAAGAGGAUCAUUCCCAUGCAGAUGCUCACUGUGGACCAAGAGAAGAUCCCUGGAUCCAUAGCGUCGGUGGAACUCCAAUCUUCUGACACUCCACUGCUGCUGAGCAUCCAUGCUCAGAGAACCUUGGGUUUGAUUCUGGAUUUGCAGAACAACACAGCCUACAGCAAGUACCUUGACAAGGAACUCCAACUUCAUGGACACAAUGGCUUGCCAGCAAUACGUCUCCACCCUGGUGAAUUUCAGGUUGGAUCAGUUGCGAUGCAUGUCCAAGAAUCUGAAGGUUCUGAGGAGAAGACACGGCCAAAGGUGAUUGAUUUGGAAGCCAUGGAUGACCACAUCUCCGAAGAAGGAGAAGAAGAGCCAGUUGAGGUCAGUGGAAAAGAGGUGGAGGCUGGAUAUGAGCGUCAUUUGCCAUUAGCAGAGGAGUCCAUCAAAGUUUUGAGCAAAGGACAGAAGAAACAAUUGCAAGAGUCGCUUGAUGAGAUGGAUCAUCAGGACAGCGCACUGUGGAGCACUUUGGCAUCCAAGCCAAGACAGCCGAAAAAGAUGCUGCCAAAAGGGUGUCGCACUUUCUUGAUGGAACUUUUUGCUGGUACUGCCACACUCACACUGAUGGCCGCGCAGAUGGGCCUCCCAGUGUCUGAACCCAUCGACGUUUUGUACGAUGGGAAGUAUGAUUUGCUGAAGCGCGAGAAUCGAGAGAGGAUCAGUUGGCAGAUAGAACAGGAUGAUCCGUAUCUGCUUUCCAUGACUCCAAUUUGUGGACCAAGGAGCUCUUGGCAGUACGUGAAUAUGGCAAGAGGAGGUGAGACUGCAGAGCACAUCUUGGAGCAGAGGAAGCAGUGGUAUCCUGUGAUACGUUGGCUUUGUGACGUUGUGAAGAAAAGACUGGCAAAAGGGAGAGAAGUGGUCUGGGAAAACCCAUGGGGUUCACUCAUGUGGUACUUGAGAUGCGUUGAGCAGUUGAUGGAAGCCCAGAUCACCAAUGCCCUGACAUUUGAGCCACUAGAAAUCCUCAGAAUGGAUCAGUGCAUGUAUGGACUGGUUGAUCCGAGGACAGGCAUUCCCUACCGGAAGGCCACUGGCUUGAUGUUGUCGUCACGACACAUGAAGGAGGAACUGUCAGAGCUGUGUGAUGGAAGCCAUAUCCAUCAACCCUUAGAAGGAAACCUCACCAAGCAAGCAGAGCACUGGCCAGAGGAACUAUGCCAUCGAGUAUUGAGAGGUGCCAUGCGUGAACUUCAGUCUCAAGCUCUUUCAAUGGCAUUUCCUGUUGAACAAGUAGCUGAAGAACGAGAAGAGGUAGGCUGCUUAGAUGCCAUACAUGAUUCCAGAGACCUGGAAGAAUCUCCAAUGAAGAAGCAAAAGAUAGACCACGAUGAAAUUCAACGUGAAGAGAUCUUUGAGGAGAUGACAGAUGAAGACAAGAUGCUUCAUCAGAAGGAGAGAGACCGGAAGGCGAAGUGGCUGAAGCUCAACAAAGAGAAGAGGAUUGCACUGCGGCGUCUUCAUGCCAUGAUGGGUCAUUGCUCAGUAGCCACGAUGACUCGGAUGCUCAAGUCGUCAUUGGCCAGCAAGGACCUGUUAGAUGCAGUUCCACAUUUCAGGUGUCAGUCAUGUGAGGAGAGAAGAAGGGAAGAAGCACCACGUUCAGUGCGUCCAACGCGCUCUAAGGCGGAGCUGAAGUUCAACUAUGAGUUAGCGGUGAUGUGUUUGAGGUGA
Cladocopium goreaui is the source of this 4392-nucleotide messenger RNA. NCBI's taxonomy places the organism in Eukaryota, Dinophyceae, Suessiales, Symbiodiniaceae. The record is from the annotation of a GenBank genome assembly.